Molecule: messenger RNA, 1326 nt
Organism: Hansenula ciferrii
Lineage: Eukaryota; Fungi; Ascomycota; Saccharomycetes; Phaffomycetales; Wickerhamomycetaceae
Exons: 1
Coding region: 1-1326 (441 amino acids)
Cellular component (GO): nucleus
Molecular function (GO): nucleic acid binding
Source: RefSeq, a predicted model, not a curated record
AUGAAUACAACAACGGGUUCAACAGAUUCAAAACCUAAACCAAAACCAAAACCAAAGCCAAAAUCAAAACCAUCAAAACCAAAAGCGAAACCAACAUCAACAGAUACGUCUAAAAAAUCGUCAAACACUUUUAGAAAAUCCAGUGGUAAUAAGCAAAGUGGUAAAAAGACAGAAACCACAUACUCAAAGCCAGAUGUGAAGAGUGAAACCAAACCAGUACAGAACCCAUCAAGUAACGAUAAUGGUGAACAAGUAACUGUCGCAAGUUUACUCUCAAGUGUCCCUCCAAAAUUACAGAAUAGUAAUACAUCCCCUGAAAAUCCUGUUUCUGAAUCAACAAACUCUUCUUCAUACAAUGGAAACAAAUCUCAAAACUUAUCAUUAAGUGAGAUUGUCCAAGCUCUAAAAGAUAUUCCAGAUGCAAGUUAUAUUGAAGAAAUAUCAAAAGCUCGUUUUCAUAGCGUUGAGAAGUAUAUUGAAGAAUUGGAGAAAUCAAGUACACAUCAUCCAAAUCUUCAAAAUAGAGAUAAACUUGAAGUACUUGUUAAUGCUAUUCGUACUGUUAAUAAUCAAAAAACUGCAUUGGUAUCUAUUGACAUUGAAGCAUUUGAAAGAAACACCAAUAUUGUCACCGAGUUAGGUAUUUCAAUUUAUGAUCCAAUAAAAGAAGCAACUUCAUUAGUCCCAUCAAUUAUUAAUAUUCAUAUUAUAUUGAAAGAAGCUUUUAAAUUAAGAAAUGGUUCUUUUGUUCAUGAUCAUAAAGAUAAUUUCUUGGGUGGUAAUUCGUUAGUAUUAAAUCAAAAAAAUACAGUUAAAAUGGUUCAAUCAAUAAUAGAUUAUUAUUUCAUUGAAAGACAAAAAGAUGGAUUUGAUGCAAGAUUUGUUGCACAUAAUGCAGCAGGUGAUUUGAAAUGGUUAAGACAAAUGGGUGUUAAAUUACCACAAAAUUAUGAAAGUUUAGAUACAGAAAGAAUUUAUACAUUUACACAUGGACAAAAUGGUUGUUCAUUAGGUGGAAUUUUGAAAAGAUUUAAUAUACCUCAUAGUUUUUUACAUAAUGCAGGCAAUGAUGCUUAUUAUACACUUAUUGCAUUAUUAAAAAUGACAGAUCCACAUUUUAGAAAAGUUAGAAAAUUAGAUGAUUUUGAAGAAGAUGAAAAAUAUAAUUUAUUUAGUGAAUCACAAAAAGAUUUAUUAAAAUAUCAAAAUAAUUUACCAAAAAGAAAUAAUCAACCAAGAAAACAAUUGAAAAGCCAUGAAUUUUCUCCUUAUAUUGAAUAUUUUAGUCAUCAAGAUGCCUUAUUAAAGAUUUUUGAAUAUCAUUAG